Prunus armeniaca (apricot) is the source of this 288-nucleotide messenger RNA. The record is from the annotation of a GenBank genome assembly. Lineage: Eukaryota; Viridiplantae; Streptophyta; Magnoliopsida; Rosales; Rosaceae.
AUGUCAACGAGCAGCAGUUCAAUGCAAAGGAGCUCCCAUGGAAACCUCACAAAAGUUUUCAAGUGCAAAAGCUGUGUGCUGAUCUUGAUGGACAACGACGAAGAACGUACGGCCAGAUUCAUCAGGCUUGGGGAAUUUGUGAUUAAUCUCGUCAUGGCAUCAAUGGACCGAGCUUUGGUGACGUGCGUUUGCAUGGUGAAUCAGCUUCAAUGGCCGAUAGCAAAGGACUCUCCUAUCAUCCGCGUUGGGCAAAGGUUCUUUGUGUUGGGCUUUCCAGGGCUCUUGUAA